AUGGAUCUGGACGCGAGCCCUGCCAUCAACUUCUGGAAGGACCCGAACGCCGAGCCCUGCUGCAUCUGCGGGGAGGAGGAGGAGGGCGCCGCGGCGGCGGGGCACACGGAGCUGACGUGCCCUUACAACUACCUCGCCCCCGCCGCCGCGUCGACGUACGUGCCCUGCCGGGCGAGGGCCGCCGCCUGGAUGGAAGGCAGGGGCGCCCUCUCCGAGCAGUGCUGGUUCCUGCGGCGCUUCGUGCGUGCGAGCAACCUGCCUGGGAGCUGCCGGCCGGCCGACCUGGCCGGGCUCUUCGCCGCGUUCGGGCCCCUGCGGAUGUGGCACGUCGCCAUGGACGGACCCGGCAAGUGCAAGGGGCUCGCGUGCGUGGUGUUCGAGCGCCGAGAGGACGCGGAGGUGGCUGUUGAGGACCUCAACUGCUACAGCUUCGGUGCCCGUAGCUUGCGGGUCGACUGGGCGUAUCCCAGCGCCUGA
Miscanthus lutarioriparius is the source of this 477-nucleotide messenger RNA. NCBI's taxonomy places the organism in Eukaryota, Viridiplantae, Streptophyta, Magnoliopsida, Poales, Poaceae. The record is from the annotation of a GenBank genome assembly.